Molecule: messenger RNA, 386 nt
Organism: Gavialis gangeticus (Gharial)
Lineage: Eukaryota; Metazoa; Chordata; Crocodylia; Gavialidae
Gene: RPS27
Product: ribosomal protein S27
Exons: 3
Biological process (GO): ribosomal small subunit assembly; translation
Cellular component (GO): ribosome; cytosolic small ribosomal subunit
Molecular function (GO): structural constituent of ribosome; RNA binding
Source: RefSeq, a predicted model, not a curated record
AACUCCUACUUCAUGGACGUUAAGUGUCCCGGUUGCUAUAAAAUCACCACUGUCUUCAGCCAUGCUCAGACUGUGGUUCUGUGCGUGGGCUGCUCAACUGUGCUGUGCCAGCCCACAGGAGGAAAAGCAAGGCUUACAGAAGGAUGUUCCUUCAGACGAAAGCAGCACUAACCUAAACAAGAGCAUCUCUGAGAUAGGUGGGACUAACCGCACAAUGACCACACGCAGGUACAUGUGCCCCUAGGAGCACAGGACUCUACCUCAAAGCACUGGUGCGAUGGGCCAGGUGCUUUGCAGAACCAGAACGUGGCUGGAGAACAUGACUGACUGUCCUACUGUCCGUGUAGGCUCACCCAUCUCAUUCUCAAUAAAUUUUGGAUAAAACA